This is a messenger RNA of Notolabrus celidotus (New Zealand spotty), 4694 nucleotides long. Its product is annotated as vitamin D3 receptor B. Gene Ontology annotation, molecular function: zinc ion binding; nuclear receptor activity; vitamin D response element binding. Bases 689 to 1966 code for a protein of 425 amino acids. Gene Ontology annotation, biological process: negative regulation of transcription by RNA polymerase II; cell differentiation; positive regulation of transcription by RNA polymerase II. Gene Ontology annotation, cellular component: nucleus. The transcript has 10 exons. NCBI's taxonomy places the organism in Eukaryota, Metazoa, Chordata, Actinopteri, Labriformes, Labridae. The record is from RefSeq and is a predicted model, not a curated record.
ACCUGUGAUUGGUCACUGGAGGGGCUGGGGGGGAAAUCCCUCUUUCCCGUAGAGGUCCUGAAAGAGAGGGGCGGUGCAUAACAAAACUAAUGGCUAUCUAUUUGGGUCCUGAAGAAGGAGGGGUAUUGCUCGUCGGGGGGGACUAUCGUAGGUGUGCUUGAGUUUUCUUAAUGUAAGUGCGUACGUUCGCCCGUUAGUGAUACCCAGCAGCGCCUCGGCCGUUUGUACACUGAACGUGCGUUUCCAACGGUCGUCAAACGGUUAAUUAGCUGGCUGAACUUGGUGCCGCGUUUUCGGGUUAAAGCGGCAGCUAGCCCCCCGCUACAGCUAGCUACUACUACCACCACCACCACCACCACCACCACCAAGCGCCUCUCUUAGUGAGCCAGCGGAUUGAAAGAAGGGCGGACGAGUUUCAACGUUUCCUCCUCAAGUCUCCUCACACAUUUCUGAGUUUAAACUACAGCGAGGCACCUUCUUUUCCCUCAAAGCUAAGCCCACCCAGCCAAAAUGGAGGGGACAGUGCUCCAGAGAGCAUGAAGACGACGAGAGACCGCGACUGAAGAGGAUUAAAAGCAACUCGGGGUCUUGAUGGGGGAAAAGUUGAGCGGAGGACUAACAACUGGGAAUAACUGAAGGAAGGUUUCAAGACUCAGCUAUUGUACAAGGGCAUGCUAAAACCUCAGUAAUGGAGACAACUGUUGUGAGCACAUCCACUGUGGCCCUCGAUGAGUUUGAUAGGAACAUGCCACGGAUCUGCGGCGUGUGUGGUGACAAAGCCACCGGCUUCCACUUCAACGCCAUGACCUGUGAGGGAUGCAAGGGUUUCUUCAGGCGCAGUAUGAAGCGCAAGGCUUCCUUCACGUGUCCCUUUAAUGGCACUUGCACCAUCACCAAGGACAACAGGCGCCACUGCCAGGCAUGCCGGCUCAAACGCUGUGUGGACAUUGGCAUGAUGAAAGAGUUCAUCCUGACAGACGAGGAAGUGCAGAGGAAGAAGGACCUGAUUCAACGGAGGAAGGACGAGGAGGCGCAGCGCGAAGCAGAGAGAGAGGCCCAGCGGCCCCGGCUCUCUGAUGAACAGAGUCAGGUCAUCACCACUCUGGUGGAGGCGCACCACAAAACAUAUGACGACUCCUACUCUGACUUCUGCCGCUUCAGGCCUCCCGUACGUGAGGGCCCAGUGACGCGUAGUGCCAGUAGAGCUGCCUCUCUCCACUCUCUGUCAGAUGCCUCCUCUGACUCCUUCAGUCACUCUCCAGAGUCUGUGGACACCAAAAUGAACUUCAACAACCUGCUGAUGAUGUACCACGAGCAGGGCAGCAGCCCCGAUUCCAGUGAGGAAGAGGCCUCCAGCUUUUCCAUGCUGCCUCACCUGGCUGACCUCGUCUCCUAUAGCAUUCAAAAGGUCAUCGGUUUCGCAAAGAUGAUCCCGGGGUUCAGGGAGCUGACCGCUGAGGACCAGAUUGCCCUGCUCAAGUCCAGCGCCAUAGAGGUGAUCAUGCUGCGCUCAAAUCAGAGCUUCAACUUGGAGGACAUGUCCUGGAGCUGUGGCGGACCUGACUUCAAAUACCAGAUCAGUGAUGUCACCAAAGCUGGCCACACUCUGGAGCUGCUGGAGCCGCUGGUGAAGUUCCAGGUGGGCUUGAAGAAGCUCAACCUGCACGAGGAGGAACAUGUGCUGCUGAUGGCCAUCUGCCUGCUUUCUCCAGAUCGCCCAGGUGUUCAGGAUCACGAGCGAAUCGAAGCCCUCCAAGACCGACUGUCGGAGACCCUGCAGGCCUACAUCCGGCUUCACCACCCAGGAGGUCGUCUGCUCUACGCCAAAAUGAUCCAAAAGCUAGCCGAUCUGCGCAGCCUCAACGAGGAGCACUCCAAACAGUACCGCUCACUCUCCUUCCAGCCGGAGCACAGCAUGCAGCUGACCCCGCUGGUGCUGGAGGUGUUCGGCAGCGAAGUCUCCUAAAGACUCACAGGUUGGAGAUGCGGCAGGAGACGAGACCCCUGGUGGUGGAAAACGAAGGGAGAGAUCUGAGGAUGUGCUGGAUGGACCAAAUUGGAGGUGUGGAGAAGUGAGUGGAGGAGAGAAAGCGAUAUGUGUGUGUGUGUGUGUGUGUGUGUGUGAGUGUGUGUCUUGUCUAAUUAAGUCUAUCUUGGCAUAAAGGCCAAGGUUGUGUGGAGAGCAAGCAGAUGUUUAGAGACACAGUAAACAAGAAGACUUCAUAUGAUACAAAUCCAACUCUACAUACAACCUCUUUUUUACAUACAGUGUUUUUGUCUGUAUUUAAAUCAACCAACAGCUGCUUCAGAUGCCUGGACAUUCUGUGUGUGUACAUGAUGUACACACACCAACACAACCAACAUACUCAGUUAUCAUUUAGCCAUUCAGUUGAGCUACCUCUUGGUUUUACUGGGGUUGUUUUAUAUUUGCAUCACCUAUGUGAGACUGUAACUUUUACACGGAACAAUUUAGAUACAGUACGGACUACAUUUCAGUUUACCGGUGCAAAAGCAGUGCCUGCACAUUACUCAGAAUUUUAUGAUGUUUCUGUUUCUGUUUUAUUUUUAUUUUGUUUCAUUUUACUUUUCAUCUGCUUCUCUCCAAGGCAGCAUAUGUAUAUGACUGUGUAUACAAAUCAAACACAUACCUUUCACCUUUCACCAAAGGUAUGGUCAACUACUUUCUCAAAACGCUUCCAGUACCUAAAAAUAACCUUGCUGCUGCUCCACGGCUCUUUCCACGCAUGCAGCCACUCGGCAUGCGAGCAAAGUUGUGUGACCGGCCUCGCAGCCCAUGAAGGAGAAUGUCAUAAUUUAGGAUAACUGCAGAGUGCAGGACUUAGUCUGUAAUUUAGUGAGGUUUUUUGAUAGGACUUUGGGGUGUCUGGGUUUGAGGUGAGAAUUAGCCACUAAAUGUGUUAGCUACUUUUACACUGCUAACUGUCAAUCAAACCAAGCCUGCAUUCUGGCUUCUUUCUCUCUUUUAGAAAUUGUUUUUCAUCCUUCUCUCUCUCUUUUUUUUUUGUUCCUUUUUGUUUUUGUAAAUAGUUAAUUAUUACCACAUGUAUCCUAAGCACUGUUAUACCACCUUUACUCAAGCCUAUGUAUACUUAUACAGUAUCUAUAUUAUCACAGAUUUUAAAGGGCUAAGACGCCAAAUCUAACUGGAAUAGUAAAUCUAGGCCAAAGCAAGGGGCCUGUCUUGUUUAUAUAUAGCUGCAUACCAUACUUGGAAUUGGCAUAGCUAUGGAUGUAAUUUCAACAGAUGCGUUUUCGUUUUAUACGUCAGUUCACCUUUAAAAACAAUUCCAUGAAUUGUUCCUCCUCAGUACACCGUGAGCUCGGUGGGCGGAGAGUUUGGGAAGCUGCGCCAGACCUCCACAGAUAUCACACCCUUUCGUUUCUGACAGGGAAGUGGAUUUUCUAGAAUGUCUGAGGGCCUGAUUGUGUUGGUGCGCACCUCCACACCCAGGCCCUCCUGUUCGAUGAUGUAUGCUGCGCAGCCCUCUAGUGGCUGCAUUCUGUAAAUACCAGGUCUAUAUAUAUAUAUAUAUAUAUAUAUAUAUAAAUAUAUAUAAAUAUGUAAUAUGUCUGCCGCUGUACAUAGGGCUACAUAGAUAUUUCUCAAGACAAAUUUUUCAGAAAUAUAUAUGCAAAUUCAAUAUAGACCCUUUUUUUUUUGUUUUGAUUCAUUAUCACUACGUUCUGAAACACUAUGCUCUUUGUAAUGAAUUUGAUCCUGUUUUUUCUGGUGAGAAUGAGUUAGGGUGGGCUUAAACAGGGAUUGCUUGUGUAUUUUGACUCAGUCAGAUUAUUUGUUUAAGGGUGGGUUGAUGUAUUUGCCUAGUUUUCCAUGUUCACUCUCAGAAAGAGGACAAGCUAAACAUACCAUGCUGCUCUCUAAUAUAAGCCAUAUGGAUCACCAUGCUUGUAAUACAUCUGAUGCAUUACAGUGUAGCCAGAGCCAUGGAUAUUCUCAUUAUUAACUCGUAUGCUAUUUAUCCAUGGCUUUUGGGAGAUAAGCUUGUUCAUGAUUAGAACUCAUACACCUCUUCUGCUGUCAUAUUUGGCUUCUGCUUCCUUAGACAGAAUGUAAUGGCUUAGAAAACCAAACUGCCAGUUUAAAUGCAGAAUUGAAAAGCUAACGUUUAGAGGUCAGUGAUGCAUGUGGGAUUAUGAUAAAAAAUAUAUAUAUAUGACAUGUCUUUUAUAUCAACAAUACCCCAAAUGAGUUCAGAUGAUUUCACAAGAGCUGAACUGGAAGUUUUUCAGAGCGAUGAUUCUCUUGUUUUCGUCUCCUAUCUUCUGAGAUGGAAGACUGGAAACAGUUCCUGUGAUUGGCCCUGAAAUCUCUUAUGAUGCAAACCUAGUCUCAGCAGGUCGGGUUGGUUAGUGUGAGAUCUUUGAGGAAGACGGUCGGAGAGAGCAGAGCGUAUGUUCGACAUUGAGCUGAUGGAUUCUCUGCUUUUUGAGAAGUUGUAAAAGAUGUUGCUUUAAUUUUUUCAGAACCCAUGUGGGUUUUUUUUUUUUUUUUCAACCAACCUUAAAGUAUUUAAUCCAUUUUCUGUCACUGUGGCUUUAUAACAACACUUCUUUGGUCACUGUGACUCUGUGCAUGCCUUCAGUCGGGAUGUACACAAAGUAUAUGAUGUGCAUAGCACAUAUAAUAAAAUGUGUUUUGGAUUUUUAACAUA